Messenger RNA from Sebastes umbrosus (honeycomb rockfish), 6178 nucleotides. RefSeq names its product bromodomain containing 1a (gene brd1a). Gene Ontology annotation, molecular function: protein binding. The coding region runs from base 845 to 4651 and encodes 1268 amino acids. Gene Ontology annotation, cellular component: MOZ/MORF histone acetyltransferase complex. The record is from RefSeq and is a predicted model, not a curated record. The transcript is spliced from 14 exons. Gene Ontology annotation, biological process: regulation of transcription by RNA polymerase II. Lineage: Eukaryota; Metazoa; Chordata; Actinopteri; Perciformes; Sebastidae.
AACCUACUAAAUGCUUUUAUAUUACUGCUCUAAGGCGACUGGCCGAGGACAGAGUUAGGGGCCAACUGGUCACCAGGGUGGGACAUAUAGGACUGGUCUGUUGUUGUCCUGCUGGUGUCCUGCCUGUCCUCUGUGACUAUAGGAGACAUGCUCAAUCAAUAGCCCAGAGCAGGACACAUAGAAAGACAUAAUGUUGAAACUCAUAUCAGAGACAUGUCUCAGCUUUUACUCGGCUAGAUCCGCGCUUUGUCUGUAGCGGUGUCUGCGUGGAGCUAGUAGGGGUCGACAAAAGGCAAUGCGUUGGUUGUGUGACAGAUGGGCUUUUGUGAGAAAUCUCCGACUCCCCACCAACAUGACCUCCAGCGUCACACGUAGAGUGGAGCGUGCGGGUGGGAGUUGUCUGCUCAGGCUCUAACGCAUUGUUGUGUUGUGUUGUGUUGGGGGAUGAGCCUGAGCCUACGUUACUACGCUAACGUUACUGCUGCUCCUGCUGCUGCUGCAACUAGCUCCUAGCGAGCGCCUCUAGUCUCUGAAUGGUCCACUAAGCUAAUGAUUGAAUGCUCUCCGUAGAGUUUAAUAUGGAGGCUGCACAGCCACCCAGCAGACCUCUCUCUCCUUCUACUAGUCAGUGAACAGAGCUCAGUAUCGGCCGGUGGAUGAGAACACAGUGUACUGAACUAGAGCCACCUAGCAGGCCUGGUCGCCAUCGCUCUGUAGGGCUGCUGGCUAGCUACCGUCCUCCUCAGCUAGCCAAGCUGCUCGUCAACCCCAGGGGCUGGAGCUGAUCCCAGCUGACAUUGGGCGAAGGCGGGGUACACCCUGGACAGCAACACGGAGUGUCAAGAUGAAGAAGAAAGCUCGGCAGCACCGGGUCGCGGUGCCGCAGAGGCCACCGUCGCCCAUCAAGCCUUCCCCCAACAAGCAGAUCCUGACUUACGAGCAGGCGCAGCGCAUGGUGGAGUUCGAUCUCGAUGGCCGCCUCCAUCGCAUCAGCAUCUACGACCAGCUGGAUGUGAUCUCGGACGAUGACCCCAUGGUGCAGGAGAUGAUGGAGUGUACCAGCAAUAAGGAGAAUGCUGAGAAGCCGCAGCAGCAGGUCCUUCUGAGGUCAGUCAGACUAAAAAACAACCAGGAGAAGAGAAACGCAGCGCUGGGCAUCGCUGCUCAUGGAGAUGGAGGUGGACACCUGGCCGCUAGUAAUGCUGGUCCAAAGCUUCAAGAGCCUAAAUUUCGUACAGUGGAAUAUAAUCUUCCAGCAGUUCCUAAGCGCUCAGCUGCCUUUUACAAAUACACGGAAAAGACUGAGGAGGAGCUGGAUGAGGAAACGGAGUAUGAUAUGGAUGAGGAAGAUUAUGCCUGGCUGGAUUUAGUGAAUGAAAAACGGAAGAGCGAAGGGGUCAGCCAGGUCUCUCACAACGUCUUUGAGUUCCUCAUCGACCGCUUUGAGAAAGAGUUGCACUUAGAGAGUCUGGAUCAAAGCAGCGAAAAGCAAGCGCCCAUCGACGAGGACGCUGUCUGCUGCAUCUGCGUGGAUGGAGAGUGUCACAACAGCAAUGCCAUCCUGUUCUGUGAUAUGUGCAAUGUGGCCGUGCAUCAGGAAUGUUACGGCGUGCCCUACAUUCCCGAGGGCCAGUGGCUCUGCAGACACUGCCUCCAGCUACCCACCCAGCCCGCGGACUGCAUCCUCUGUCCUAACAAGGGCGGAGCGGUGAAAAAGACAGACGAUGACCGCUGGGGCCACGUGGUGUGCGCUCUCUGGGUCCCUGAGGUCGGCUUCUCCAACACCACCUUCAUUGAGCCCAUCGACGGCGUCAGCCACAUUCCUCCAGCCCGCUGGAAGCUCACCUGCUACCUCUGCAAGGAGAAAGGCGUCGGGGCGUGCAUCCAGUGCCACAAAGCCAACUGUUACACCGCCUUCCACGUCAGCUGUGCCCAAAAGGCUGGCCUCUUUAUGAAGAUGGAGCCGAUCAAAGAUGUGACGGACGCCGGAGAGCCCACGUUCUCUGUGAAAAAGACGGCCUACUGUGGAGCUCACACACCUAACGGAUGUGUGAGGAGGCCUCUCGCGAUCUACGAUGAUGCCAAACCCAAAAACGGACUAUGUAAGAAAGUGGACAAAGGGAGAGGUAAAGGACAAUCGAAAGGAAAGAAGAGUAAGAGUAAGAAGCCUGAACCUGAACCUGAAAGUGAAGCUGCAACCCCUGUUACUGUGCCUACGUUUCCUGCUCACAGGUUACAAACCAUUCUGAACCAGGUGUCAGUUCAGAAGAAGAAAGCAUUAGUGGAGCUGGUGCUAAAUUACUGGACGCUAAAGAGACAAUCCAGGAAUGGGCUUCCCCUCAUCAGACGUCUUCAGACAAGCAUGCAUUCUCAGAAGAAUGCGCAACCGGUUUGUUCAUCUAAGCAGAGUGAGGAGGAGGGCAGGGCACUGAAGGAUCAGCUGAAGAAGUGGCACCGUCUUCGACACGACCUGGAGAGAGCCCGGCUGCUGCUGGAGCUGAUCCGCAAGAGGGAGAAGCUCAAGAGGGAAGAGAUUAAACUGCAGGAGACCCUCCUAGAGAUGCAGCUGAGUCCCUUCAGUAUUUUGCUCCGAGCCCUUUUGGACCAGCUCCAGACUAAAGACCAGGCCAAGAUCUUUACCCAGCCAGUUGAUGUCAACGAGGUGCCCGACUACCCCGACCACAUCAAGCACCCUAUGGACUUCUCCACCAUGCGGGAGCGCAUCGACGCCCAGGCCUACAACAACUUUGACCAGUUUGAGAAUGACUUCAACCUCAUUAUUGAUAAUUGUAUGAAAUAUAACUCAAAGGACACAUAUUUCUACCGGGCUGCUGUUCGACUCCGAGACCAGGGCGGGUCCCUGCUCAGAAAUGCCCGGCGAGACGUGGAGAAAAUCGGCUUUGACACGGAAAGCGGCACGCAUCUGGCUGAAGCUCCGGAAAUCAAAGCAUCGACAUCCUUUUCUUGGGAGGACGUGGACAACCUCCUAACGCCAGCCAAUCGGGAGCACCUGUCUCCGGACAAGCAGCUGCAGCAGCUACUGGAGAAGUUUGACCUGACCUGCGCCAUGAAGUCCAGCCCCUCCCGCAGCAAGCGCCUAAAGCUGCUCAAAAAGACCAUCAACGACGUGCGCAAUGAAAUGAGCCUAAAGAGAAUCCUACCCUCCCACCACCACCACCACCAUCACCACCACCACCACCACCACCACCAUCACCACCACUCUUCUUCCUCCACAACUCCUUCCACAUCGUCUUCAUCAGCUGCUUCCCACCCAGAGUUGAGUACACCUAAAGAAGAGGGAUUGAAGCCCAAUGGACAUUUUCCAGAUGAUGAGGCAGACAAGUCUCUUCCUCCCAAACUGGAGCCUUCGGACUCCAUCCCUCCCCUCAUCCACUCAGACGCCGACUCCCACGCCGAGCCCCCCACCCUCAAACCCAUCGAUGACGCUCCAGACUGCGACGACAAGCAUCACGGCAAGCGCGUCAAGUUCGACGGGGAAAUACCAGACCUGCUCUCGUCCUCCGCUCCGCGCCUCAACGGCCACUGCCACGACAGCCUACAGAAGUCGCUGUUGGACGGGGACGUGAGCGUGGUGGCCACGUCGACCCUCGCAGAGCCCACGGGCACGGUUAACCGCAGGACGGCCGUUGCUCUUCCGCAAUCGAAGGCCACCAGUCCCCACAAGCCCCCGAGGAGCGGGGGUGAGGGGGGCGGCGGAGUUGACAGAACAGAAGGCGUGGAGGAGGAAGGCGAAGACGGCGCACAACUGGGAUCCAAAUCCUUCCUGUCGGUGGUCAUACCCAGGCUGGAGACGCUGCUUCACAGCAAGAAGAGGAAGCACAGCGGCAGCAGAGACGGCGAGGAGGAGGGAGGAGAGGGAGAGCAUGAAGAGGAGGGAGAGUCCCCUGUGAAACGACUUGACACUGGCUUGUCGAGUGGUUUUCUGGAGGUGGAAGAGGAGAAGGAGCUAGAAGACUCUAGUAGAGCCAGUAGACCUGUGGAGCCACGAAGACGCUGUGCCUCUGAGUCCUCCAUCUCCUCAUGUAGCAGUCUGCCAGGAAGCACCAGCACUAUCCUCAGUCUUCCAAAAUGUGGGAAAGGGAAACCUGCCUUGGUCCGGAGAAACACUGUGGACGAUAAGAGCGAAUUAAUCGCCUGCAUCGAAACCGGGAACUUUGCAAAAGCUGCACGCAUCGCUGCUGAGGUUGGCAACAGCAAUAUUUGGAUGCCCGCUAGUGCUGCAACAGUUGCAUUGGAACCCCUAAAGCUAGUUUGGGCCAAAUGUAGCGGAUACCCUUCCUACCCUGCCUUGAUCAUCGACCCCCACAUGCCGCGCGUGGGCUGCCAGCACAACGGGGUGUCCAUCCCCAUGCCCCCCAUGGACGUGCUCCGCAUCGGAGAACAGAUGCAGUACAAAGCCGAAGAGAGACUCUACCUCGUCCUCUUCUUCGACAACAAGCGCAGCUGGCAGUGGCUUCCUAGAUCCAAGAUGGUUCCUCUGGGAAUGGACAAGACCAUAGACAAAAUCAAAAUGAUGGAGGGACGCACGUCCAGCAUUCGCAAGGCUGUCCAGAUCGCCUACAGCCGCGCCAUGAACCACCUGAGCAUAGUGCAGGACGAGCCAGUCAGCGACCUCAGCGACGUGGACUGAUGACGCUCACAGACUCUCUCUCCCCUCACACACACACACACAAAACCUCUCCUGUACCAAAUACCUUCCCCCCCCCACCACCCCCACUCUCUCUGUCUCUGCAGGAGACUCAAAUGUUUACUGGCCACCUGCUGUAACAGGUGGUGUCCUCUUCCUCAUCCAUUCCUACUCUCACACACUCCUACCAUGUGCCGAUGGGAUACGGCUGCUGCUCAAAUGAAUGUGUCUAUCUCUCCUCUCCACCUCCAGGUUUGUAACUGUGCUUAGAGACUGCUCUUUAUGUCCCUCUCUCACUCACUCCACCUAUCGUGACUGUCAUUCAUCAUUUCAAGGCAAGUGAUUGAUUUCGUACAUUUUUGAAGCCUUACCAAAUGCGUCUGUGGUGUCAGGACUUUGUAGUAAGACAAGAACUUAACACCGGCCGUUACAUUUUGGCGGCGACUGAUGGGUUCGUUAUUUUGGCAGGUAGCCAAUCAUCAUUUCUGUUCCAAGUUAUUAAAAAAAGAAGCAUCUAGUAGUGGACAAAAAUGUACAUUUCCUGCCUACAUGAAAGCUUUUCAGUUGUAGCCAAAGCUUAAGUUAAGUCAAGGUCACAUUUACAUACCGGUCAUCUGCAUUUACAAACCCCUUCCUUUGUAUUUAAUCUGUAAAUAAUCUGUACAGUUGCCUGACACUAACUUAUUUUGUAGUUUUGACAUCAAUGGGUACUGUACAGGAGUUUUCUUAGUAUUUAUACUUGAUGCAUUCUUGGCACUAACAUGCGAGUGCUAUUUUGACAAGUGCUGUAUGAUCUCGGAGAAUAAAAAAAGCCUUAGUAUUAAGGAGAUUAGGGCUAAAAUGUCAUGGUUCUGCAAAGUAUUAAUUUUUUAAGUUAUUGAAGUUUAUAAUCGUAAGCUUCCAUUUGGCAUUAAUCCUUUUUGUAUUACAAAAUAGUUUUAGUAUAUUUUUGUUCAUAUAUAUUUAUAUGAUUUGAAUACACGGUAUGUAAGUCUCUGAAGCUCAUACAGGCAGUCUGAUGUUGUGGACCCGGAACGUAUAUUGUUCCCAAGAAACCAAAAAUGUUGCUACCCAGAAGUUUUUUCACAAAUUAAUUUUGUGUGUGACGUGUGAAAUUGUUGCCAAAAAAAGGACAAAAAGUAAAAGUGUAUUUUUCUGUGAUACAUUUGACUGUUACUUGGUUUUGCUGUAGUCGUAGGGAAGACGUGCCUGCAGUAACUUAUUGUAAAGUAUUUGCAUUACUUUAUAUCCGAGGAAAGACAAGUGCAAACUGAUUGUGGUAAAGUGGCACAUUUUGUGGUGGAUACUUGCCUUCUUUUUAAGUAACCUUUUUCUAACUUCUUUUGUAGUUGUAGACUUCAAGACAUUUCAUUUUUAUACUAUUGCCUAUUUUUUCUGGGUAGCAUUGGGUCAUUUUGGUAUAUUUAAUUUUGUACUUAACUGUAGUAGUUUUUUUAAUCAGGUCAUAUGAAAUAUUGCUGGGACUGUUUUGUUUUUCUAGCAAAAAAUAAAAUACAAAUAUGAACACAU